AUGGUUCCUAGGGCAAGUGAACUACCUCCAAAGGCUCAUUUUGAGCCUAACAGGCAAGUUAAGGAGUUCAAAGACAUGUUAAAGCUAAAAAAGGAGUAUGAGUUCGUGUGGUUGGACAAGCAUCAAGUUGCUUUUGAAAAGAUAAAGCAAUACCUCACUAAGCCUCUUAUGCUUAUGCCGCGAGAUGAAAGAGUGCCACGUCCCAAAGCAACUGCAGCCACAUUGGCACCUGCAACCGGAAACGCAAAUGCAAGUCGACAAGAAAAUACCGAACCCAAAGCCAAAGUAACAAUCGUGGACCCAAUCCAAGAUGCAGCUGCAGCACCAAAGCCACGGGACCGAGCCCCACAGUCACAAGCUUCAUCUCUAAGUGAUGCCAUGGCUUCAGCCCCAACUGCAUUCAAAAUAGCAGAGGACCCAGCCAUAGGUCCCAAAGCAACUGCAGCCGCAUUCCCAUCUGCAACCGAAAAUGCAAAUGCAAGUCGACAAGAAAAUACCAAACUCAAAGCCAAAGUAACAAUCGCGGACCCAAUCCAAGAUGCAGCUGGAGCCCCGCAACCACGGGACCGAGUCCCACAAUCACAAGCUUCAUCUCUAAGUGAUGCCAUGGCUUCAGCCCCAACUGCAUUCAAAAUAGCAGAGGACCCAGCCAUAGGUCCCAAAGCAACUGCAGCCACAUUGGCAUCUGCAAUCAGAAGUGCAAAUGUAAGUCGACAAGAAAAUACCAAACUCAAAGCCAAAGUAACAAUCGCGGACCCAAUCCAAGAUGCAGCUGCAGCCCUACAGCCACGGGACCGAGUUCCACCAUCACAAGACCCAGCAACAGAACCAGAGGAGCACGGAAAUACAGCUUUUUGCUAUGCGGCUUUAUCUGGAAACGUGAAAAUUGCUCAAAUUAUGAAGAUGAAGAAGCAAGAUUUGUCAGUGACUCGGGGUGGUAAAAAUUUAUUUCCAAUUCAUAUAGCAGCUUUGGCUGGCCAUGCACAAAUGGUGCAUGAACUGUACGAUGAAGAUCAUAUCAAAAAUCAACUAACAAAUGAUGAUCGCAUUAGUUUACUCAUCGCUUUGGUAGAGUCUGAUAUAUAUGAUGUUGCACUGAAGAUGAUAGAACGUCACCCAGAGUUGGCCACUAUGAAUGAUCAUACCAGAGAGGAAGAGACAGCAUUGCAUGCAUUUGCUCGAAAGCCUUGUAUACCUUCCAUUGAAACUUCUACAGGGAUUUGGAGUUGCCGCAAAAACUUCUAUUUGUUUUUCUCGGUUGCUGGUUCGAACAUAAGUAAGCACGAACAAGGGCUUGAGCUAGUCCAAAAGCUUUGGGAGAAAGUAAUAAUGCAGGACGAGGAAAAAGUUUCUAAGUUUAUGAUUAUACCUUCUGGGCGACUUAUAUUUAUUGCAGCUGAAAAUGGAAAUGUGGAGUUCCUAACUAUACUUAUACGUCAAUAUCCAGCUUUAAUAUUGAAGGUGGAUGAGAAUAAACAUACCAUUUUUCAUAAAGAUGUUUUGUAUCGACAUGAGAAAAUCUUCAAGCUGAUUUUUGAGUUGGGUAUGAUGAAGAACUUGAUAAACAUAUAUGAAGACGAGAACAAGAAUAACAUGUUGCACUUGGCUGGACAAUUGCCUUUACCAAGUCGGCUAAAUGUUGUACCAGGAGCAGCUCUCCAACUGCAACAAGAGCUACUGUGGUUUGAGGAAGUGAAGAAGGUUGUUAGACCAGGGCAAAUUGUAGCAAAAAAUACGCAAAAGCAGACUGCAAGAGAAGUGUUCAUGGAAAAGCACGAGAACUUAAGGAUAGCAGCGGAGAAAUGGAUGAUAAAAACAGCAAAUUCAUGCAUGCUUGUGGCAACCCUUAUUGCCACUGUUACUUUUGCAGCAGCGUUUACAUUACCUGGAGGUAAUGGACAAGAUAAUGGGUUUCCUGUUUUUCUUAAUAGGACCUUGUUUAAAAUUUUUGCCAUAGCGGAUGCAGUAUCUUUAGCAUUCUCAUCCUCUUCGAUACUAUCCUUCUUGUCCAUUCUUACUUCUUCAUUCUCAAUGGAUGAUUUUCUCAAGUCAUUGCCAAACAAGUUAAUUCGAGGAUUCUUAUUCCUUUUCAUAGCAAUAAUAACAAUGAUGGGUGCCUUCGUUUUAGCCUUUUUCUGAAUUUUCAAACAUGGAUUGAUUCGAUUUGCUAUUUCUAUUGCCGCACUUGCUUUUAUGCCAAUCCUUUUAUUCAUUGGGCAGCUCCAUCUUGUUUUUGAGAUGAUUUAUUCCACCUACAAGUGCUCCUUCCUUUUCUGUUGCAAUAAAAAAAACUCUCUUUCCUACCAAAUCAAAAUUUCCCAUACUAGAAAAGCUAUGCUGCUUCUGCAAUUAGCUCCAUAUUUAUCUUCUAGCCUAUGUGUUGUGUACUAGUUUGUAAUAGGGAUAGAUUUUGUGCUAGUAUUUGUAAUAGGUAUAAAUUUUGUGCUAGUACUAUUUGUUUUAUACUUGUGCGUGUGUAAAAUAAAAUCAUUAUUGUAUUUUAUUUUUCUUGUACAAUAAACGUUUAAAAAGUAAUUUCUUUUUUUUUUA
Messenger RNA from Hevea brasiliensis (rubber tree), 2550 nucleotides. RefSeq names its product ankyrin repeat-containing protein ITN1-like. The transcript has 5 exons. Gene Ontology annotation, molecular function: protein binding. Lineage: Eukaryota; Viridiplantae; Streptophyta; Magnoliopsida; Malpighiales; Euphorbiaceae. Bases 1 to 2139 code for a protein of 712 amino acids. The record is from RefSeq and is a predicted model, not a curated record.